AUGAAGUCUCCCAUACCGGACUAUCUGCAGAGCGUGCUAGAGAAAGCGAGACCGAUUGAAGAAGGCGCGCCGGCAGGCUACAUCGAUGUUCUCGCGAGAGCCGACACCUCUCGCUUAGCCGUCGCGCUUGCGAUGGUCGAUGGCAAUAUCUACUCCGCCGGCGACGACGAGCUGGAAUUUUCUAUGCAGUCAAUCUCGAAAGCGUUUGUCUAUGCAAUAGCCAUUGAAGAUGCUGGACUCAAGGCUGUGCUCGACAAGAUUGGCAUGGAACCGUCGGGCGAUGCUUUCAACAGAUUAUCCUUACAGAAGGAUAGCAAUCGCCCAUUUAAUCCCUUGAUCAAUGCUGGAGCUAUUACUGCGCACUCACUCGUUGUGGCGCCUGAUGCAACAGUUGAGCAAAGGACUGAGCGUAUUCUUAAUGCUUUAUCACGCCUUGCUGAACGGGAGCUACACAUCGACGAAGAGGUAUUCGAAGCGGAAUGGAAAGACGCGAACAGAAAUAUGGGCAUUGGCUACAUGCUCAAAGCUGCUGGUAUUAUAACAUGCAAUCCUGCUGAAGCGGUGAGAGGCUACAUCCGGCAGUGCUCAAUCAACGUCACCGUCAAAGACCUUGCCAUGAUGGCUUCUGUGCUCUGCAACUCUGGGGUUCAUCCGAUCAGCGGCGAGCGUAUCAUGCCAGCCGAGAGUGCUCGGCAAGUACUAUCUGUCAUGGCUACUUGCGGCAUGUAUGAUGGCUCGGGCGAAUGGCUCGCCACUGUUGGCUUCAGUGCGAAGAGUGGAGUGUCUGGCGCUAUUAUGGGUGCUCUACCUGGCCAAGUUGGCAUCGCCGCUUUCUCUCCAAAGCUUGAUGAGCGAGGCAACAGUCUCCGAUCAGUGGACAUCUGUAAACAGCUUUCCGCAGAUAUGGGCUUGCACCUGAUGAACAGCUCACAAGUUGCGCUCUCUACUGUACAGAUCAAGGUUGCGAAAAUACUCGCGGGCGUGAACAACACCGAACCACACCACCCCAAUUGUGACCGUGAAGUCAUGGUCUUCAGCCUUCGUGGGGCUGUCAGAUUCGCAGGCUCUGAGAGGCUGACUCGUGCGCUUGAGCGAGAGCUUACUGGACCUCAUAUGGACGCCUGCGCUGUGGUGCUGUCAUUUCGCGAAACCUAUUCACUAAACGAUAUAGCAAGGCGGGUGAUACACGAAGACAUCAAGAGGCUGCUCGAAGAUAGCAGAAAUGUGGUGGCUAUCGACCCAUCGGACGUCUUACAGUGGCAUGCCUAUGCCAAAGGCGAUAGGGAACAUCCAGUUAUCGUCGAGACCGAGUCGCAGGCGCGUGAUCACAUCGGAGGCGCGGGAUGCCGCGCUGUGACCCUGUCGGAAGGGUGGUAA
Recurvomyces mirabilis is the source of this 1377-nucleotide messenger RNA. RefSeq lists its product as uncharacterized. The record is from RefSeq and is a predicted model, not a curated record. The transcript has a single exon. NCBI's taxonomy places the organism in Eukaryota, Fungi, Ascomycota, Dothideomycetes, Mycosphaerellales, Teratosphaeriaceae. The coding region runs from base 1 to 1377 and encodes 458 amino acids. Gene Ontology annotation, molecular function: glutaminase activity. Gene Ontology annotation, biological process: L-glutamine catabolic process.